Triticum dicoccoides is the source of this 2817-nucleotide messenger RNA. Its product is annotated as serine/threonine-protein kinase PLK1-like. Bases 177 to 2402 code for a protein of 741 amino acids. The transcript is spliced from 7 exons. Gene Ontology annotation, molecular function: ATP binding; protein kinase activity. NCBI's taxonomy places the organism in Eukaryota, Viridiplantae, Streptophyta, Magnoliopsida, Poales, Poaceae. The record is from RefSeq and is a predicted model, not a curated record. Gene Ontology annotation, biological process: protein phosphorylation.
UCUACGCUCUGCCAUCAAGCAUUGACGCUGGGGUGGUCGUCCUCGUCUUCUUCCUCGGGCCCUCGUGAUCCAGAUCUGAUCCAUCUCCGCUCCUCUGCUCUCCUCUGCUUUGCUCACCCUUCGGCGGCGGCGGGGUUCUACAGUGCCGUGGUACUGCACCGUGGCAUUGAUUGUGAAUGGAUGGCGAAAUGAGUGUCCAACACAAAGUUGACCUAGAGCGCAUGCUGCUUGAUCGAAGUGCAGAGCCGACUUACCUGCCGUUAUCCCUUUUAGAAGACAUCACAAACUGUUUCUCUGAUGAUCAGCAAAUUGGCAGCGGUGGGUUCGCGGUAGUUUACAAGGGAAUGGUGGGAAAGGGGAUGGUCGCUGUGAAGAAGUUGUCCAAAACAUUUGGUGUGCAUGAGAAUAAAUUCCAUACAGAGGUUGAGUGCCUAAUGAAGGUCAAGCACAAAAAUAUAGUGCGUUUCCUGGGAUAUUGUUCCGACACGCAAGGGAGAACUGCAAACUAUGAAGGGAAGUUUGUCAUGGCUGAGCUGCGAAACUGGUUGCUAUGUUUUGAGUAUGUUCCGAAUAGAAGCCUUGAUAAGUAUAUUACUGAUGCAUCUCACGGACUUGAAUGGAGGAAGCACUACGGGAUUAUCAAGGGAACAUGUGAGGGCUUACUUCAUCUUCACGAGAAACGCAUUCUCCACUUAGAUCUGAAGCCUGGUAAUAUAUUGCUAGAUGAUCAUAUGGUACCCAAAAUUGCUGAUUUUGGUCUAUCAAGGUGCCUUGAUAAAGAGCAAACCCGGGCUUCUACUUCGAACCCAUGUGGAUCAAUGGGAUAUUUGGCACCAGAAUCCUUUGGAGGGAAACUCACAUUCGCGUCAGACAUAUACAGUCUUGGCGUUAUCAUCGUGGAGAUACUAACAGGAGAAAAAGGGUAUCCAGAAGAUGAGGAUGUAGUUGACAAUUGGAUGAAUCGGCUGGAGGCAUCAGACCAAUGGGAGAUACAGUUGGAGCAAGUAAGAGUAUGCACUAAGAUAGGGAUACAGUGCAUGGACUUGGACCCGAAGAAGAGACCGGUUGCACAUUAUAUAAUUGAUAGGCUUGAUAAAACGGCAAGUAUCAUCAAAACUGGCAUCACUAGUUCAUCAGUUGAGCAGCAGGUCAGCUUCCUAAAGGAAGCAUGCCGCGAAGAAAAUUUUCCAAAGCUUUCAUCCAAGUACCUCGGAAAGGAUAUUAGAAAAAACCUUGUAAUGGAAGAAGAAGAACUCACAGAAUGUGUUGGGAUAACCCUCAGAGAAAAAGAAUGUGUUGAGAUAAUUAGAGAAUAUCAUUGGCAGCAAGAACAGGAAGAAGUUAUAGAUGAUAAAUUGUCAUUAUGGGGGCCGCAUGAUACAACGCAAAAUCUCAGCCCACAAGGUGCAAGUUGUUCUAGCUCUAAUGCUGGUGUGCUCAACAAAUUGGACAAUUUCAACUCAAAAGCACACAUGAAUUACGUGAAGUACGGUGGCCCUAUCUUAGAGAAUAUAGAACGUGUAAAACUUUUCAGAAUAGAGGAGCUCAAGCCAAUUCUAAAGGGUGACAAUUUUAUUGGAAAAGGUCGCUUUGGAGAAGUUUAUGAGGGUCGUGUUGAUAAUGCACGAUUAGCAAUAAGGAAGCUGAUUAGUGGCACUGUGCCACAGAAAGACCAAUUUGUUAAUGAAGUCAUCGAACAAUCUAAAGUCUGUCACAGAAACAUUGUUAAGCUCAUAGGUAUUUGUCUUGAUGUUGACAUCCCGAUGCUAGUCUAUGAGUUUGUCUCAAAAGGUAGCCUCAAUGACUUACUUCACAGCUACCAUGUGGUGCCUGUCAACUUGGGUGUGCGUUUAAGUAUUGCUGCAGAAUCAGCUGCUGGUCUAGCUUAUUUGCAUUCAAUGGGCAGUAAGAAAAUCUUACAUGGAGAUGUUAAACCAGCAAAUAUACUCUUGGGUCACAACUUUCAGCCAAAGAUCUCAGACCUAGGCACAUCAAGGAUGAUUGCAGGAGACUACGGACACACUGGAAGAAUCGCUCAACACGUCGGUAGAAUGGCUGGUGUCGUCGCUUAUAUGGACCCGGUAUACCUACAAACAGGCCUGCUGACCGAACAAAGUGAUGUCUACAGUUUUGGAGUUGUCAUCUUGGAACUCAUUAGCAGGAGGAAGGCCACAGAGUCUAACAAUAACAGCUUGGUAAGGAAUUUCCUUGAGAAUCACAAACAGGGGAGGAAAGCAACUAAGUUGUUUGAUAAAGAGAUUGCAGUGACAGGAGAUUUGGACCUUCUUGACAGUCUGGCAGAGAUUGCUGUGGAAUGUCUUGACUAUGAUGUGGAAAAAAGACCACGAAUGGUAGAUGUUGAACGGCGCCUUUCCGUACUUAAUCAAUCCCGUAAGCCGUAAAUUGACAAGCUGAUGCAUUUACAGCUUGGUUUGAACAGCAUGUUUGUUCAUUGAAUAAGCUUCUGAUGCCCAACUAUAUAUAUUAACGUCUGAAGAGGUUUAAUUUAUGUAUUUUGCUGCUGUGAACAGGUUAGCAAAAGGCUCUCCCUGAUUUUAUUCCAGAAUGAAACCACCAGUGUCUUGCAUCAAACGGUUCAUUACAUCACCCCUAUCAGGAAAUAAAAAACAAAGCAAGCAGCUAGAAAAGUAGCUGCAAACGGAUCUUUGAAAUUCUCUGCAACCGUAAGCUGUGCACGCCCUCUUUAUCAUGUAAUACAAACUACUAUGUGCCUUCACACUGUGCUUCAUUAACCAACGUAUUUAUCAUGUAAUGAACCAUAUAAGUAUUCUUCAAGUUACAUUAUGCUUCCUUUUA